Drosophila takahashii is the source of this 6290-nucleotide messenger RNA. It is a transcript of the gene Nup205, whose product is annotated as nuclear pore complex protein Nup205. Gene Ontology annotation, molecular function: structural constituent of nuclear pore. Lineage: Eukaryota; Metazoa; Arthropoda; Insecta; Diptera; Drosophilidae. The record is from RefSeq and is a predicted model, not a curated record. Gene Ontology annotation, cellular component: nuclear pore inner ring; nuclear pore. Gene Ontology annotation, biological process: nuclear pore organization.
AGCCGGCGAGGCGCAACAAACUUGCCGCGUUUUAUUUUUAUUCUGUUUGAUAACUGAGAAACCCAGCAAAAUGGAUGGUGUUACCGAGGACAUGUGGACGCCGUACAAGCAUCUGUACAGCGUUUUCCAGGCGACGGUGGCCAAUCCGAGUGGCGUCACCUCCGAUUUGGAGCUGUGCCUGAAGAAGUACAAGCACAGCUUCACGAACUUCCUGCGCAAUCCGGCCAAGAGCGAAAAGAGUCGCGGUCAUUUGAGGAACGCCUUGAACGAGGGCAUUCCGCUUCCUGGGCAAUCGAGGAAGAUCAAGCUAUCGCAGGAUCUGGUGGACGAAGCCCUCAUCCUCUCGGACAUGUUCGACCUGGACGAGGUGUUCGCCGUGGAGCUGCUUUGCACCGCCCAGCGCCAGCAGAUGCAUCAUCCUGGUUUGCCCAGAGGAUUGGUGGCGGUGCUACUUUACUAUGAUGGAAGAAAAGCCAUCAGUUGCGCCCUGCGUGACAUGUUCCAGGCGGUCAGCGGCGUCUCCUGGAGCACUGAGCUGCCCAGGGAGAUCACCUGCCUGGUCACCAACUAUGCGCAGAGUCUCGUGGAGGAUUCUAAUAUCCUGGGACGCCUGCUGGAGCUGCUCGAGGAGAUGGACGUGGACAAGGAGUGCAUCCUGCUGACCAAGAACCGCGCCUUUGGCUCCAAGAAGCACCAGAACCAGGUGCUCGGCCUCUACGAGGACAUCCAGCGAGCGGUGGCCAUGGCCCUGUUCCACUGGUCGGCGCAGCGCGGCCUGCCGCGACCCAUUGCCAUCCGUCUGCUGCAGCAGCUGGCCAGCCGGAAGACCAACGAUGCGGAUGGCAACAUCGACGAUGUGACGCUGAUCAUGCUGAUGGCCCUGCUGUACGCGUACGACACGUCGGUGCUGCUGGUCAGCGAGCAUACCAAUCCGCACACCGCCCGCCUGCCGAUACUCAGCGAUCCGGACUUUGCCAAGGGCUUCCUGGAGGCGCUCUAUGCGCAGAGCAGCUGGCAAACGCCGCGAUUGGAUGCGAUUAUCACGUAUAGCUUUGGGCUCACGCUGGCCAGCUUAAGGCAUGCGCCGGGGCAGCUGCAGGCGGCCGCUUUGUCGGCCAUCAACCGCGACGAAAUGCUCAUCGACGAGGCUCUGGGCGCCCAGGUCUUUGGCUUCUUCUACCGCCUGCUGCUCGAAAAGGAUCUGGUCUACACCACCGAGUUCAUUUACCGCCGCGUUCACCUGCUCAUCACGGACUUUAUCGACUUUAUGCACGCCAAGGUUUCGGAGUUGCGUGGUCGUGCAGAUGAAUCGGCUCGCACGGUCAUCAGUUUCCUGAACGAGGGCCUUGAACCGCCGCCCAACCUAGACUCCAACUUUGAGCUGCUCAUGCUGUGCGUGGCCAAGUUGUAUGGCGAUCCGAGGGUCAGCAUUAAGCUGUGCAACGAGUACUGGGGCCCCAGCGACCCCACGGGUUCCACCUUCGGUGUUAUUUUGCCCACUGCCUUUAAGAACACCUCGCGUUCGGUGUCGCUGUUCAAGUUUAUUAGCCUGGCCAGCGAACUGCUGCCGCAGACUCUGUUUAAAUCCUACCUCAAGAUGAUUUCUGGACUCACGCGAACGGAAUUCUCCGCCCGCUGCGCCUUCAACAUGCUCAAACUGCCCCAGGUGACCACUGGCACCUAUGCCGUGAGCUGGGAUCACUUCUUCUCCACGCUGGCCAACUACUACAAUUUAAUGCGCAACGACUUCAAUACUAAUAUUAGCACCGGUGGCGAUACCAUCUAUAGGAGUCGCUCCAUCCCGAGGAUCAUCACGCAACGCGAAGCGGAUCAUCUGGUGGCCGUCAUGGGCAUCAUACAGGCGGUGGCCGAGCACGACGAGAUAUCGCGCAUCAUGAUCUGCGAGCAGGCCAACUGGCAGCCUCCCCAGGUGCUCCUCGGCCUGGUGGCCUGCUCCACGCCGCUGCUGCUCAAGGCGGAGAUACUCUUCACGCUGGCCGCUCUGGCCAAGUCCAAGGAGACGGCGCGGGCCAUCUGGUCGCAUUUGGAGGAUUCGCAGAUUAUACCCACUGUCCCAGUGGCCAGCAACUAUGGGCAGUGCAGUUUGGCGGAGGAAAUCGAGCAGAACGAGAGCCGUUUGGAGCAGUACAAGCUGACGCGGGGCAUUCUGCAGCUGCUCUACACUCUGAUGACUGGAAAUAUGCCCAAGAGUUUAGGAGUGGGUCCAAGGAAGGCCGGCUACGAUGCGUAUUUCAACUUUGUGCUGGAAUCGGUGCUGCUGAAGUUCUACAAUCGAGCGUACAAGGAUCCCGCCGAGAAGUGGCAGGUGGGGGCGCAGUGCCUGAAGCUGAUGUACUACCUGCUGGCCACCUAUCGUCCGCGUGCCUCGGACUUUCAGGAGACGCGCGACGAGCAUCCGUAUCCCGGCUACCAUGUGAUGAUGCAGCUGCAGGUGAAGUCCGAUAUGCUGCACCUCCUCCUUCGCAUUGUGGAGGAGGCGCGCGAGCGGCUGGACGACUACAAUCGCUUUCACGGCAAGGAGCUGCUCGAGGAGUGCUCCCUGUACGCCCUGCUGCUCCUCGAGGCGGCGCUGGCCAAGCAGAACGCCUUCUUCGAGACCCAUUCGGCGGCCAAUUGCCCCGUGAUGCUUUCUGGACUGAAUCGCAUGCUUCUCGACCUGAAUCCUCGCAGCAGGAAGCCCGAUCAUGUGCUGAAUAUCGUCAAGUUUGUGACCUACAACAGCUGGCUGCCGCGUCAUUCGCUGGCCGCCGUCAAGAUCCUGAGUGCGGUGACCCAGCUGCCGAAUGUCUCGGCCCAGAUACUCAGCAUGUACGCGCAGGGCAGCAACGAGAAGCUGGAGAUCCGGCAGGGAUUUGUCGAGUGCCUGGAGAUGGAGGUGGGCGAGGCCAGGCAGAGCGACGAGCUGCUCGACCAGCUGGCCUCCAAUGAUCAUGUGCCCUUCCUGGGUUUCAACGAGGAUGGCGAUCGCAGGGAAGCAGGAGAUACUGAAUCUCGUAGCGAACCGAAUACGGAGGAGGCCGCUCUGGAGGGCAGGCCGGCGCGCAUCGAGCUGCAGCUGAAGGAGGCCAUUGUCCAGCUGUUCGAGAUGAAUCUCAGCCAGCAGCUGCCCAACUUUGUGUACUUUCUGCUGGGCGUCGAUGUGCUGCGCGACUUUAUGGCCAACGAAAAGCAGCAUCUGGGCAUUGAGAUGCACUGUUCGUGUGUUAACUCCUUGGUUUUGCUGCUGGAAAAGUAUCUGGAGCAGCAGCGGCACAGCGAGGAGUACUGCGAGCACACGGCCAACAUUGUGGAGCGCAUCUAUCAUCUGUUUCACGGACUCUGCGCCAAUCGCCGCACCACGGAGACCAUACUGCGCUACUUUCGGCUCACCUGCAACGACUUUCUGCUGCGCCACCUCAACUCGCUGCCCUUCCGCCAGCACCGCGAGGAUCAUGUGCUGCACGCCAUGAGUCACCUGCUCAACUGUGUGUCCAUCGAUGUCAAGUUGGCGGCCACUCAUGGCCAGACGACGCGCUACAAUCUGCUGUGCGAUAUUCUGCUGAUGGGCAAUGGCACGGAGGCCCAGCGAUCGGCGCAUGGACUGCCCAUGGAGCUGGGUCACCAGUCGGCGCCCUUCUACGCCAUGGAUUUGCUGCCAAGCGCAGGAGGAGGACCUGGCUCGGGAUCGGGUUCAGGGUCGGGUUCGGGUGUCCAGGGAGCGGGAGCCAGUACAUUGAAGCCACCACUCCUCCAAGAGACGUCGCAGGGACUGCAUGCCAACCGGCUGCUCGAUUGUUUGGUCCUCGAAAUGGACACUCUGAGUCAGCCGCAGCUGGAGUUCUUCGACAUGCAGCUGACCACGCAACUCUUGAGGGACUGCGAGUCCAGCGACGCCAAUCCGCUGAUCAAUGUGCGCAAACUGCACUACAUUCUGCACGACGAACUGCGCAUGGUGCAGAGCACCAUAGCCAGUGGCCAGCGGAAGGCCAUCUCCACGGAGAUCACGGUGCUGCUAAAGCAUGCGGUUAAUCUGAAUAGGGUGCGGACUCAGCGCUGCGCCACUUUGGCCUUCAUGGAGGCCUGGGGUCAGCUGGUUCAGGUGCUUUUUAGCAGCAUGCCCGAGGCUGUGCUACCGGUGGCAUUGCGGCGCCAGCACAUCGUGGAUAUCAUCGAGAAGAUCCUCAUCAAGGUGCAGCCCAUACAGCCGAUCAUCGAGAUCUCCAUUCAGGUCAGCGAAACGGUGCUGCUGCUGCUGGCCAAUCUGCGCUACUGCUGCUACCAGGCGGAGGAUCAGCGGGGAUCCGAGGAUCAUCCGAAUGAGGAGUCUUUGGCCAAUGGCAAUGGCAUAGAUGCGCAGGCGGGCAAGAUGAGCCUGGGCCAGAGGACCAUCGGCAAUGGCGAACGGGAGAACGGCGCCGGCGCGAAUAGCAGCAAUCUGCGGUUCAUCCUCAAGAGCCUCGUCGAGUGGAUCAUGAUCAGCGAGGUGAAGUCGCAGAAGCUGCGCAUCAAUCUGUACAGCGCCCUGCUCAACUGCCUGCGCAUAGCGAAGCGCCUGCGCACCGACGAGCAGCUGGAGUACCAGGAAACAUUGACGGUGCGCCAGGAGAGCUCUGGCCUGGAGAUGCGGCGCGACGAUCGCCAGCGGCUGAAGGCAAUGGCUGCCGAUGUGAUUGGAACCUUUGGCGAGAAGCUGAUCGACACCAUCUGCCAUGAUGCGGUCACCGGACACGAUGUGUGCCGCAUGCUGGCGCUGGCCUGCCUGGACAUGAUCUCCGAGCUGCAUGCGGUGAGCACGCUGUGCGACUUUGUGGCCACGCGCGGCUACCUCAAGCACAUGCUGGACAGCCUGGGCAAGUCGAGCGAGGCGCUGUGCUCGAUCCUCCACCCAGUGCCGGAUCAUCUGAGGCCGCUGUAUGUCUACGAGUCGCGAAUGGCCUUCCUCACGCGCAUGGCAAACACCACAGUGGGCGCGCGAUUGCUUCUGGCGGAGCGAGCACUUGGCGUGCUGUCGAAUAUGCGGGUCUACGAUCUGCAGCCUGACCUCAAAGCCAGCGAACUGAAGCGCGACGAGCCGCAGACCUUCCUGCCGGCCAUUGAUGAGCGCUUCCGCGCGAUCCUACUGCCCGCCUUGGGCCUCUGCGAUGCCAUUGUCAACUCGCUGGGAUCGCGCAACAAUUCGGCUGCCCUGCAGGUGCUCAACUUUCUGUUCGCCCACAUCGACAUGGUGGAGGCGAUGCUGCGCACGGCCACGCCGUUCAUGGACUUGGGCCACCUGCAGCAGCUGGCCGUGAUCAGCAAUCUGUUUGCGCGCACCACCACGCACGAGGUGACGGCGCUGGAGGACAGCCUGGAUGUGGAGAACGAUCUGGAGCUGCGCAAUCGUUUGGGUCGCCUGCAGCAGCUGAUGAUUGUGGUCUUUGGGCGAUUUUCCGUCAGCGAAGCUACCAUUCGGCGAAUGCUGCAGCAGGAUCAGGAGCAGAACGGCAGCAGCGGCGAUCAGGCGGAGGGCUCGAAGACGCUGCGCGUCAAGUAUUUCCUGGACAUUGCCGCGAAUCUUUCGCUCUAUUGCCGCAAUGCGGUGACCAGCCAUGUGAAGGACAGCAUGACCUCCAAGUAUUUGCUGACCACCAUGAUCAACGAUGUGACGCCGCUAACUGGCAAAAUGGACAGCAAGAAGCUGACGGCCAUCAUGCACACCAUCCUCAACCAGCUGAAGGGCUCCAUUGGCUACUACCUCUCGCAGAAAUCGAUUGCCGACAAUCUGCUGCAGCAGCGCGCCUCCCUGCCCAACAUAAGCUUCGGUCCCAACGGCAAACAAAGCUAUGUGGAUUUGAGCCAACGGCACAGCGAGAAGCGCAGCGAACUCAUGCAGGCCGUCUUUAUUGCCGAGCAGAAUCUGUAUUUGCUGUGGAUCCACCUGGACUUCUAUCUGCGCAACGCCGUCGUCUACGCCAACGAGAAUCGCAACGCCAUCAACGAGAGCAUCCUGGACGCCACCAACGCCUCCGUGCUGAAUGCCUCGCAGGACGAGAUCCUGCAGCUGAAGCAGCUGCUCAUCUCCACCUUCAACGAGACCUUCUGCACGCAGCUAAUCACCGCCAGCGAGGACUACACGGUCAAGUGCAAGGGCUUCAAUGCCUCGCUCCUGCGCCGCAUCAAGGCGCUCGUCCAGUUCGCCCCCGUCACUGCCAACGGCGACAAUUCCUCGUUCAUCUCGUAGGCGGCGCACAGCACACACACACAUCUCUAGUUUAAUGAUUCAAUAAAAAUGAAAUGUUGAUUUUCCUAAA